Messenger RNA from Brachypodium distachyon (stiff brome), 1454 nucleotides. RefSeq lists its product as uncharacterized. NCBI's taxonomy places the organism in Eukaryota, Viridiplantae, Streptophyta, Magnoliopsida, Poales, Poaceae. The transcript has 3 exons. The record is from RefSeq and is a predicted model, not a curated record. Bases 408 to 995 code for a protein of 195 amino acids.
GGGACGAAUAAGCCUUUCCCUGCCUUUAUCUCUUCCCCCCUGUCCUCAGCGCCUUGCCAUGCCAGCGCUGCGCACGGGCGCACGACACGUCGCGCCGCGGCCGGCAUGAGUCACCGGGCCGCGCGUCGUUUCCUCGCAGCGCGCCGGCGACACGUCUGAGCCGUCUCGAAGCCUCGAGGAACUUCUCCCUGAACCCAGACCGGCUGUACCUCCUCUCAGUUCUCCCCCGAGUCGCGCCGACCCGCCGUCGAACAUCUCAUAGACAUGGCGGCCCCGCGAGGCGUUUUCCUUCUUCCUCGCGUAACCCUGCAAGUUCCUCGGCCCAGAGCCUUCCUCCUCUCUCUAGAAGCAGCUCCGCGUGUCCCAGCCCAAGCCACGUCGCAGCUUCGAGCUCUCCCACCAUCGCCAUGAACUCAGCUCACGGUGCACCGGCUCCGGGCUAUUUAAGCAGCCCCAUAGCCUCUCCAGCACCUAGCACCACCUCCUCUAUCUCUCAACUUCAUUACAGCACAGCAGCUUGGCCAGCCAAGGUCAUCUCCUUCAAGUUCGGCAAAGAGAGCCGCCGCCACUGCCUCGUCGUUGCCGUCGAACCACAGAGCUUGAAGUUGAGCCCGCACUGUCGGCAUCCUUUCUCUCCCGCCGCCGGCGACGAGCUUCACCACCAAGAGCCGCUCGACCUUGAAGUCCACCACUGGAGGAUGCGCAAGGGUCCACUGGAGCCUCUACACCACUCGCCGCCCGCCUCCGAGCCCUCCAUCGCCGCCGAUCUGGUGGCUGAUUCUAAAAUCCCUUCGCAAAUGGUCACUGAUGUUCAAGGAUCAUAUGCAGGAGAAGGUAAAUUGCUUUCACAGGCACGUUAUUGGUCUCCUCCAGGAGCCAGUACAGCUAUUGUGGAAAUGAACAAGGCGCUCGCUCUUGCAACAACUUCUUCGUUCGCGCCGGCAACUCCUGAGUUGAGCUCCCUGCUAGCUAAUGCACUGUCUGGAGGCUGCUGACAAGAUUCAUUUCUGGUAGGAUACCUGGUUUGGGUCCUCCCCCUGUCUGUCCAAUACUGGGACCUUCAAGAGAGAUAUGUGAUGAACAAAUGGCUAGUCUCGGUUCUCUUUGGGACGGAUCCACCAUUUGACCUGAAUCGCCAUUAUUGAUUUCUUGCUCGGAGCUUUAUGAGGAGAAGUGGAGGAACGAAAACCUGAAGGAAAAAAGAAGAUACAAAUAUGGAAUGGGUUUAGAGAAGCUUGAGGAGAGGAGCCAAAAAUUUAUCAUAGCCUUUUCUCUAUGCUUUUUUUCUAAGAUGAACUUUUUUUUUACAGCAUUUUUAAGAGGAACUUUUCUCUAUGCUGGGGAAGGAACUUUUCUCUAUGCCUUAACUCUUACUUUUCUGCUUGCUGCAGCAGUCUACUUUUGCCACUUUUAUAUAUUGCACAAUGUACUAUGGUUUUAUUAUCAGUAAUGGG